AGGGAAACCAUAUAAACAAGUGAAGAGGAGUCGGGUUGUUGCAUUUGACAGCUGUACUACCCAGACAACAAAAGCAGCACCGUGACUGUAAGGUUGCUCUCCUCAUCUCUUCCUAAUGGAUUACACGGACGAACCAUUUACAGUUAUGACCACAGGAUAUUCUCUUCAAACUGACCCCACUGAUUUCGACGAUUAUGACACGGGGUCAACUGAAGACCCCGGCAUGUGCAACAGAAGCUGGGUAAGAGAGUUUCGUGGCCGGUACGAACCGCCCCUCUUCUGGAUGAUCUUUAUCCUUGGCGCUGUGGGCAACCUGCUGGUGGUUUGGAUCUACACCACUGUGCGCAACCGCCUGAAAACAAUGACCGACGUGUACCUGCUAAACCUGGCUGUGGCUGACCUCCUCUUCCUGUGCAUGCUGCCCUUCUGGGCUGCUGAUGCCAUCAAGGGCUGGGAGUUUGGCGUCAGUCUCUGCAAAAUGGUGUCCGCCGUGUAUAAGAUCAACUUCUUCAGCAGCAUGUUCCUUCUCACCUGCAUCAGCGUGGACCGCUACAUUGCUAUUGUGCAAGUCACGAAGGCCCAGAACCUGAAGAAAAAGAGACUGUUCUACAGCAAACUCGCCUGCCUCGGUGUCUGGCUUGUCUCCACUCUCUUGGCCCUCCCUGAGUUUAUCUUCGCCCAGGUGACGACAGAGGGGCAAUCGUCCUGCCGUCUGGUCUACAUAAACAAUGCCUACAACCGGACUAAGAUCCUGGUGCUGUCCCUGCAGAUUUGCAUGGGCUUCUGCAUUCCUCUGCUGGUUAUGUUCUUUUGUUACUCUGUAAUCAUUCGCACACUUCUGCAGGCCAAGAGCUUUGAAAAGCACAAGGCUCUGCGCGUCAUCUUUGCUGUGGUUUUUGUGUUUGUUCUCUCUCAACUGCCUUACAACAGCAUGCUGAUUGUGGAAGCUGCACAGGCAGCUAAUGCUGCUAACUUCGACUGUGAAACUGUAAUUCAUUUUGAUGUAGCCGGACAGAUCGCCAAGAGCCUGGCGUUUACUCACGCUUGCCUCAACCCGUUCCUCUACGUCUUCAUUGGAGUUCGGUUCAGGGAAGACCUGCUAAGGAUUGUGAAGAAUUGUGCGGGCACUCUGAGCCAAGGAGGCUUCAACAAAGUACCGGCAACUGUCAAACGUCCUUCUGUCAUGUCAGACACUGAUACCACCCCUGCCCUUUCCAUAUAAAUGCCCCAUGUCCUUUAACUGCCCAAACCUGAGACCUGAGCCAGUUCAGCAUUAUCAGAGUUUUAUCUCAUGCAUUACUUGCUUCUAGCAGAGCAACGAUAACAUUUACAACCUCGAAAGCAAAAACAUCUUUGUAGUUUACAUUCAUACUCUCACAUUUACAGGCACAAGUUUUUCACUGGAAUCACUGUAUAAACUGUAUAUUACUGUAAAUACUGUUUUUUAAAAAAAAAAGUGUUUGUAGUUUGUUCUGUUGUCUAUUUGUGGUGUGCUGCUGUAACUGAACAAAAAAAAAAAAACAAUUGUAUUUUUGACUUUCUGGUACAAAACAACUAUUAAAAAUAAGAAAAAAAAA
Messenger RNA from Stegastes partitus (bicolor damselfish), 1577 nucleotides. Its product is annotated as C-C chemokine receptor type 9-like. NCBI's taxonomy places the organism in Eukaryota, Metazoa, Chordata, Actinopteri, Pomacentridae. The record is from RefSeq and is a predicted model, not a curated record. Bases 116 to 1222 code for a protein of 368 amino acids. Gene Ontology annotation, biological process: positive regulation of cytosolic calcium ion concentration; G protein-coupled receptor signaling pathway; immune response. Gene Ontology annotation, molecular function: C-C chemokine binding; C-C chemokine receptor activity. The transcript is spliced from 3 exons. Gene Ontology annotation, cellular component: membrane; external side of plasma membrane.